CCAAAAAAAAAAAAAAAAGAAGCAAAAUGCCUGCCGUAGGGAUAGCCAUUGGUAAUGGCAAGAAGGAGUAUCCGGGAAACCUUACUCCUUAUGUGACUGUAACAUGUAUCGUUGCAGCCAUGGGUGGUUUGAUCUUUGGUUACGAUAUUGGGAUUUCUGGUGGAGUUACGUCCAUGGAUUCAUUCCUGAAAAAGUUUUUUCCUUCAGUUUUCCGGAAAAAGAAUGCGGACUCGUCAACGAAUCAGUAUUGUCAAUAUGAUAGCCAGACCUUGACCAUGUUCACAUCUUCACUAUACUUGGCUGCUUUAAUAGCUUCUGUUGUAGCCGCAACGGUUACCCGUAAAUUUGGAAGGAAGCUUUCUAUGCUUUUUGGUGGUGUGCUUUUCUGCGCUGGUGCUAUCAUCAAUGGCUUCGCUAAAGCAGUCUGGAUGUUGAUUCUUGGUAGAAUUUUGCUUGGUUUUGGUAUUGGUUUUGCCAAUCAGUCUGUGCCCCUUUACCUUUCUGAGAUGGCUCCAUACAAAUACAGAGGAGCACUUAACAUUGGUUUCCAAUUAUCAAUUACAGUUGGUAUUCUCAUAGCCAAUGUAUUGAACUAUUUCUUCGCUAAAAUCCAUGGUGGUUGGGGAUGGAGAUUGAGUCUUGGUGGUGCUAUGGUCCCUGCUCUUAUUAUAACCGUUGGAUCAUUAGUCCUUCCAGACACACCAAAUUCUAUGAUUGAACGUGGCCAACAUGAAGAAGCUAGAUCUCAACUGAGAAGAGUUCGUGGAGUUGAUGACGUUGAAGAAGAAUUCGCUGAUCUUCUCCAUGCUAGUGAAGAAUCCAUGAAAGUAGAACAUCCAUGGAGAAAUUUGCUGCAGAGAAAAUACAGACCUCAUCUUACAAUGGCUAUAGCAAUUCCUUUCUUUCAACAACUCACUGGCAUUAAUGUGAUUAUGUUUUAUGCUCCUGUUUUAUUCAAUACAAUUGGGUUCGGCAGCGAUGCUUCACUUAUGUCUGCUGUUAUCACCGGUUGUGUUAAUGUCUUUGCAACUAUGGUUUCAAUCUAUGGUGUUGAUAAAUGGGGAAGAAGAUUCCUUUUCCUAGAAGGUGGAGUGCAAAUGUUGAUAUGUCAGGUAGUUGUUGCGGCUUGUAUUGGUGCCAAGUUCGGAACAAGUGGAAAUCCAGGAGAUUUGCCCAAGUGGUAUGCAAUUGUCGUUGUGCUUUUUAUCUGCAUAUACGUGGCCGGAUUCGCCUGGUCUUGGGGUCCUCUUGGAUGGUUGGUGCCUAGUGAAAUUUUCCCUCUCGAAAUCCGAUCAGCCGCGCAGAGUGUUAAUGUGUCUGUAAACAUGUUAUUCACAUUUGCAGUGGCUCAAAUAUUUUUAACAAUGCUUUGCCACUUGAAAUUCGGGUUGUUUCUCUUCUUUGCCUUCUUUGUGGUGUUGAUGUCAAUCUUUGUUUAUUAUUUCUUGCCGGAGACAAAGGGAAUUCCGAUUGAAGAAAUGGGGCAAGUAUGGAAGACUCACUGGUACUGGUCAAAAUAUGUUUCUGAAGAUGAUUUUACAAAUGGAAGGAUAGAAAUGGCUAAAGAUGGAGUAAAGAAUGUGUAAACAGAACCUGAUUUUAUUUAGCUGCUGUUUUUUAUUUUCGUUGGGCUAUUUAGCAGUACAUACUACUGAUUUGUAUUUCAAAGAUCAUAUCAAAUUGUCUGAAAACUAUUUAUGCAAUGAAAUUUUCAGAGUAUAUAUAAGAAUUGAUAUAUUUUCUGCAA
Molecule: messenger RNA, 1747 nt
Organism: Jatropha curcas
Lineage: Eukaryota; Viridiplantae; Streptophyta; Magnoliopsida; Malpighiales; Euphorbiaceae
Gene: STP12
Product: sugar transporter protein 12
Biological process (GO): monosaccharide transmembrane transport
Cellular component (GO): membrane
Molecular function (GO): monosaccharide transmembrane transporter activity
Source: RefSeq, a predicted model, not a curated record